This is a messenger RNA of Brenthis ino (lesser marbled fritillary), 1212 nucleotides long. The record is from the annotation of a GenBank genome assembly. NCBI's taxonomy places the organism in Eukaryota, Metazoa, Arthropoda, Insecta, Lepidoptera, Nymphalidae.
AUGGCCAAGAAGUGGAAGGCGGCUCCGACAACCCAGCCGGGGGACGAGUCGGACGAGGAGAUCGACGUGGUCGGUGAGGGGCGCGGCCGGAGCCCCGCGCCCGCCGCCACCGCGCCGGGGCCCUCACCGCGCGACCCGGAACCCACUCUCCUCUACAAUGGUUACACCGAGGAGCAGCCUUCCACACAAUUCACCGCACAACUUCCGAACGAGGUGAGCCCGGCUCCACCCGGCCCCUCUCAGCCGGCGACUCAGCCUCUCUCCUACGCACUUCUCCACCUCUCCGCCUCCGACUCGACAGAACCGCCUUUUCUCCAAGUGCAACUCCAAUCUUCGCCUGUCUCCCCUCCUCCGCCACCGGCGAGCGGCAAGUCCAACUCACUAUGCUACUCCAGCACGGGCACCCUUCUAUCUCUACCGCCAAAGAAGAAGGACAUCUAUCGCCCAUACUGUCUUGGCGACCGCGCUUAUCUACAUCGCGCUGAAGAGGACCUAAACGCGGCGCAUGCAAUCCUCGACUUGAGUCAACAUGCGGUGUUUCUAACGACUCCUCCUCGAACUGACCCAGCUCCACCGCCAGAACCGCCGCCUGCACCGCCCGAGCCCACACAAGAACAAAAUGCGGAGCGGCCAAAAGAGACAAUCGCCUACACAUACGACGCCUUUUUCGUAAGCGACGGCCGAUCUAAGCGUCGAAAUUAUGCAAAUGCCCCAAUUGAGAGUGCCCAACAACCAGAACAAAAAUCAAAGUAUACAUGUAGCGAAUGUGGCAAACGAUAUGCAACCUCUUCCAAUCUUUCGCGACAUAAACAAACUCAUCGCAGCCUAGACUCCGUUGCGGCAAAACGCUGCGGUGAAUGCGGUAAAGCCUACGUGUCGAUGCCGGCGCUCGCCAUGCACGUGCUUACCCACCAGCUGUCGCACGUGUGCGGCGUAUGCGGCAAAUUGUUCUCGAGGCCUUGGUUGCUGCAAGGUCACCUCCGCUCUCACACAGGCGAGAAGCCGUACGGAUGCGCACAUUGCGGGAAGGCAUUCGCCGAUCGUUCCAACUUAAGAGCGCACAUGCAAACUCACUCCGCUGAUAAAAAUUUUGAAUGCCUGCGUUGUCAUAAAACUUUCGCCCUCAAGAGCUACCUCAACAAACAUCAGGAAUCCGCAUGCGUGCGCGACGACGAGUCACCACCUCCCGAAACACCCGCCCCCGUAUCCGAC